This is a messenger RNA of Carassius gibelio (silver crucian carp), 2753 nucleotides long. Its product is annotated as BLOC-1-related complex subunit 6-like. The record is from RefSeq and is a predicted model, not a curated record. Lineage: Eukaryota; Metazoa; Chordata; Actinopteri; Cypriniformes; Cyprinidae. Gene Ontology annotation, biological process: lysosome localization. Gene Ontology annotation, cellular component: BORC complex. The transcript is spliced from 6 exons. The coding region runs from base 178 to 1506 and encodes 442 amino acids.
CUGAUCUGAGUCUGAUUUGUCUGGUUGAGAUGUUAAAUGUUUGUGAAAUGGUCGUCGCUUGUACUUGAUGAAUUUUGAGCCCCGCGAAUCAUUGGUGUUGGAGAUUUAAGCUUCGUAUGAUUUCAGUUUCUCUGAAGACACUUACAGAGAGACACUUCGUCACUAGCAGAUGAAGGGAUGAGCCGCUCUGCUGUGACCGGGCAGGAUGCGCAAGAAGCGAACAAUGGUGUGGACACAUCUGACUGUCCCAAAGCUUCAGAUUGGUCAGAACCUCAUGGAUUCACCACUCAGGGGUUAAAGUUCAGGGAUGGGGCUGAUUUUGAGGCUCACGAUGGGUCACCUGCCCUGUCAGAGACUCUCAAACACACUCUUCACCACAUGGACUCAUGUAGAGAUGCACACACAGAUCGCUCCGAGUCCACACCUACUGAGUCACUGGUUCAGCACAACCAAUGUGCACAUAUUCUAACUGAAGACAGCUCACUCAAGGACACGCACUCCUGUGAGAAUGAACGAAUACACAGCCACUAUAAAAAAGAACUGGAAGAAUGGAGAGGGGAGGAGAAUGAGAAAAAGACAAGUGAUGGUGAGGUAAACAAUAUCAACAAGAGAGAGAUCAAGCGAAAAAAGGAGACCCUUAUUUCUGUUCAGUCAGUUGGUCUGCUCUCAGCUGAACACCCUUCAACUCGCUCUGAACCUGAGGAAUGGGCCGAUAUUGAUUCAAUGGAUAAAGUCCAGCCAAAUGCUUCCAUUUCUCCUGAUGAGGCCCCUCCCCUUGUUCCGGCCCCUCCUCCCAACCAGGCCACACCCCCUCUGCUGCCAGACCUGGCUGAUUCUCCGUGCCCGGCUCACGUGAUGGCAGAGGUGCGUGUGCGGUCAGUACCAGAGCGAGAUCGCGUCGUGCGUGGCAUGCAGGACAGUAAGAGUCUGGAUGAGAUCAGUGGGGCGUGUGGGGGUGGGGGACGAGGAGGCGUGGCUAGAGGAGGCCAGGUGGAAGGCCGCAGAGCUACCAUAUCCAGUGCCCUCGAAUUGGAGGGAACGGUCAGCCAUGAUGGAGAUCUCACGCACUUCAUCGCCAAAAAUCUUGAAGAUAAGAUUAAAAUGAGCUCGCGGCUAAGUCUGGACACGGAUUCGGACUGUUCUGGGCCUGUGGUGCGUGGUCUUGGUUCUUUGCGUCGGCCGGCUGAUAUUCCGCCCAUUGACCCGUCAGUGCUGGUAGACCUGCACAAACACACACAGGAUGUGGCUCAGAGUGUAGAACUGAUGCUGCGAAGCCUCAAUGGAACUAUACAGAAUAUGACUGCUUUGAGUGUGGGUUAUAUCCAGACAUACAGAGAUUCUGUGGACAGUUUGGGAGAGUCAGUAGACAUGAGUAUAAAGGGAAUGUACACACUCAUGGCCCGGUGUGAGGAGCUAGAUCGCUCCAUGCAACCUAUACAUGCUCUUGCUGCUCAGAUCAGAGACAUCAAACGAACCCUUGAUGCCCUAGAGACCAUCUGCAAGUAACUAUGGCAACAAACCACACCUCCUGUCCCAAUGAAGACUCCAUCCCUAGGAGAAAAGCAGUGGCUCCGCCUUCUGCAGUCAUUCUGCUACACUCAGUGCAAUGGAAGCAUUUUGCUAACUAUAAUGUUUACUAGCAAUGCUCUGGAAGUUCUCGUCCCCUUAGAGAUAGCUUGAUUUUCACCCUUCUCUUCGGAGACCACAUCUUUAAUCACCUCCUUUUGUCUUGGCUCCUCCCCUCUAGAACGUUCGCACGACAAAAUUAACUCCUCCCUUUGAUUCAUGCCGUCCAGCAUCUUCCACGUGACCAGAGGAAGCACUCUUUGUUGUUGGUGGCUCUUGGGCGACUGAUUGGUUGUUGCCUGUUUAUGAAGUUAGUGUGUGUGAUUGGAACUUUUGGCAGGUAUUUAAAACAUAGAGUAGUUUAACACCAAUAUUUGCCAGUAUGGAAGCCAUGCUCUGUGUAUACUUGUUCCUCCCGGACGUCUUUGUUUCUGCAGCAUGGAUGCUAUGCAUCCCGGAUCAGUUCUUCUUUUCACAGUGACCAUUGUUAAAUGGAUAGUUCACCUGAAAACAAAUUCUGAAAUGAUUUACUCACCCUCAUAUUGUUGGAAACCUCUAUGACUUUCUCUUCCAUGGAGUGCAAAAGAAGAUUUUUUUUUUAAGAAUGUGCUUAAUGCUCAUGUUCAUACAGUCACCAUAAAUCAUGAUUAAUGACUUUUCAAUCCGUUUCUCACAUAAAGAUAUCAUAUGACUUUGAAAGAGUUGUGCGCACAUCAUAUGAACUACUGUUGUGAUGCACUUGCGUCUUUUUUGAAGCUUGAAAUGGUCAGGACAUUCUUCAAAAUAUCUUAUUUUGUGGUGAGUAAAUAAUGGCAGAAUUUAGUUUUUUUCGUUGUUGUUGGAUGAACUAUUCCUAACACAAGCACCAUAAUGGCCUACAAAUAUUGGACUCUUGAUGAAACUCUCUUGUGAGUCAUGAAAAAUGUCCUGUAAUUUGAUUAAUUAUUUUGUUGUCUGUAAGUAUUGAUCACAAGGACCUCACAAAUCAGAGGAAGGUCAGGAAAGAUUCUGAAAAAAUUUCAGGAUGGAUGGAAGUUUAUGAUCUUUACCUUUCUCUGUUUGUUCCUGUUUGAAUCGUCUUUCUUUAUCUCUGUCUUGCUAACUGUAACCCUGAUUUGUCCAACAAUCUGUCAUCAAUGUAUAUUUUAAAUUAUAUAAUAUAACAAAAUAAAUUUGCUAGAAUGAUA